UUGGUCUUGCCACAUGCGCUUUAAUCAACAGCUAGCAAAUACGGUGCGGGUAGGAUAGCCUACAUGAGAAUAUGCUAUAUAUUCAAAAGGCAGCCAAGCCUCGAUCAAGUCUCCAGAAUAAGACGCUCGAUAUUUAUUGGAAAGUAGCAUCGAUCACCGCGUGCACUUUCACCACCUUGUGAAGUUAAUAACAAAUCUGUAACUUAAUCUGUAGCCUAAACUGCAUUUUUUUCAGAGUCGUAGUGGGAGUACCACACAACAUAUUGUAUAACUAAGUUUACUUCGAUAUGAUUCGUAUAUCAAUAUUUCCGUAUAAAGCCAAGGCGUUAUACCAUCGCCAUUUCUCGCAUCAUUCAUUUUAUCGACCGUCUGGUGUGUGUUGUCGACAUUUGGCAAGUUUACCGAAAAAUGUGCUGUUAUCCGGCCUAUCGUGAAAUGUUUUAUCAGACAUACUUUACACUCGUAAAAUUGUUAGAUGGAAACCUGGUUAUAGUAACGUGCUGGCGCGACAUGCCCUCAUGAGCCUUUCCCAUCUAAACACACCCUCUCCUAACGUCACAUGGAUCGGGUUUUGAGUGUAGUUGCGUUACGCCAGCACAACACGGCAGCUGCAGCAAGAAUGGCUAGAAUUGUGUCAAAAUAAGAGUCCUCUACUACGAGAGACUGUCCGAAACCUCCUUCACUCUCAUGGGCCAACACUUUUUAAAUUUGUGAAGAUGAUUACGAUGUACAUUAGCAUGAUGUGGGAAAAUGCAAAUAAAGACUAGGAUGAGUGAUGAAGUUGAAGAAUGAAGAGGGUGUAUGAAGAAAUGUUUUACACGUACUUUUCUGUGUGGAGCACUUUUAUUUGGAAGGCUCUUGCCUUUUUGUUGCUAGGUUCACAUAUGUUACAGAGUAGCCUGUAUUCUGUACAUCAUAAAAUUAUAAGAUUGGACAAGCAAAGGUGAGAAUAGAAAAAAAUGAGCAAAGUUAAGACUAUUUUCAAGAAGACAAAUUCAAACGCACCAUAUUGUGGCAUGAGAUACUUUUUUUGAUAUUCCCGUGCAAUAAUGGAAUUUAGUUUUUUAUACAUUUGUGGCGAUAUGGAGUAAAAGUCCGCCAUAGUCACCCACCACGCCCGGAGUUCAACAUUUGGAGGUUUACCUCUUCGACCCAAAAGUAGCCAAAGUGUUUUCAAGGGAGUCAUGACUUUGAACUCCAUAGGGGCCUGUUGCCUCAGCGAAGAGGGAAAGGAGGCUCGGCGGAUCAACGACGAGAUCGAAAGGCAGCUUCGCCGGGACAAGAAAGACUCGAACCGCGAGUUCAAGCUGUUGCUUCUCGGGACUGGUGAGAGUGGGAAGAGCACCUUCAUCAAGCAGAUGAGGAUCAUCCAUGGGACGGGCUACUCCGAGGACGACAAGCGAGGCUUCACCAAGCUGGUGUACCAGAACAUCUUCACUGCCAUGCAGACCAUGAUCCAUGCUAUGGAGACCCUGCAGAUCCUCUACAAGUGUGAAGGCAACCAGGGCCAUGCAAAUAUUGUCAUUGAAGUGGAUGUGGAGAAGAUCACGUUUACAAAUCCGUACAUUGACGCCAUUAAGAGUCUAUGGAAUGACCCAGGGAUCCAGGAAUGCUAUGCUCGGAAGAGGGAAUACCAGCUCUCAGACUCUGCCAAAUACUACCUGAAUUCACUGGACCGUAUAGCUGAGUCAUCUUAUGUGCCGACCCAGCAGGAUGUGCUCAGGGUCCGGGUCCCCACCACAGGCAUCAUCGAGUACCCCUUUGAUCUCCAGAGUGUGGUCUUCAGGAUGGUGGAUGUGGGUGGCCAGAGGUCCGAGAGGCGGAAAUGGAUCCACUGCUUUGAGAAUGUCACCUCCAUCAUGUUCCUGGUGGCUCUCAGUGAAUAUGACCAGGUCCUGGUAGAGUCUGACAACGAGAAUCGAAUGGAGGAAAGCAAAGCAUUGUUCAGGACAAUAAUAACCUACCCAUGGUUUAAAGAUUCCUCCAUCAUACUAUUCUUAAAUAAGAUUGACUUAUUGCAGGAGAAAAUCUUGUUCUCACAUCUGGUGGAUUACUUCCCUGAAUAUGAUGGACCCCAGCGGGACCCACAGGCAGGAAGAGAAUUCAUCUUGAAGAUGUUUGUGGACCUGAACCCAGAUAGCGAUAAAAUCAUCUAUUCCCACUUCACCUGUGCCACCGACACGGAGAACAUUCGAUUUGUCUUUGCUGCUGUCAAGGACUUCAUUCUGCAGCUAAAUCUCAAGGAGUACAACCUGGUUUAAAGACUCCAGCCGACAGCAGUUACAGACUUUUAAUGCAAUCUGCUCCAACAGCUGCAGCCAGAGACCAGGGCCCGGAGCCAUAGUACAAACUUCUUCACUAUGACUGGUUGUCUUCCACUACGCUGAAACCCUACUACCCACAAUGGGAGUUGAAGACUGCAUCUACAGAGCAUUUCCAUAAAUGGCUGGAUUAUUUCCAAUGGAUCAACUGCUCACCCCUGCAUUUUGUUUUAAACGGGCAUCUUUGAUUUUGUUCACGAGGUGUGUCAUGAUGAUGAAUAAUACGGUGCCUUUUUGAGGAAAGAUGAUUCUGGUGUACAUUGAGAGUUAUUAGGAACUCUUUGUAAACCAUUCAAAACACAUUUAUAACAGUGUAAACACACUUCAGAUGAGAGUUAAAGUGCUUUGAUGUGCCACCUGUCUCUCUGAGGACUGUUGACCCAUGGCUCUCUUGUCAGAGAAUGUCUGGUUGACAUUUAGAUAACUGCUAUGCAGCUCUUCACCUUAUAUCCUCCAGCGGGUCACAGUCGUAGUCUAUACAUUGUUUACGUAUUUAAAUGAGUAGUCAUUCUCUGGGUCAGAGGAUAGAAUAAACAAUCAUAAUCAUCACCUAGGACGUGUAACCUAGCACACAGGUAUUAUUUGCACAAUUGACACAUUUUGUUGUUUUUCUAUUGGUGUAUACAUUGUAAGUGGGGCUUAUGUGUUGCCAAAAUAGUAUUACCUCUAUUGACUGAAUAGCCUGUACUGAAGUGUGAAAUCUGAAGCUGUACCACCACAUUUUUAGCUGAAAUGUGUUUGACUAUCAACACUUUGCAGUUGUAAUACUGUACACGUCAACUACCAGUGUUAUAACAUAACUAUAUUUGCCCCCGCUAAACAGAGCAUCAUGAUACUGUUCCUCAUCCAAUAAGGGAAUGUUAUCCACUUAGACAAGGUCUAUCGUUGAUCCGUGACAUUGCUUUUUGUCGGUCCUUUGUAUUCUCAGUGGAGAUGUACUGUAUUGCUUUGGCACAGUUUCAGUUCAGGGACAACUUUGAUUAGCAUUAUUGAGUCACUCUCUGGUUUCAAGAUCCUUUGUGAAAAGGGCUGAAAAUGAUUCCCCAUAUUGUGUGUGUCUUUCUCGCGCUCUCUCUCUCUCGAUAUAUAUAUAUAUAUUGCACUUUGUAAAUAUAAACUGGUACAGUGACUUCCUGUGUGUUCUCUUGUUUCAAGGUCCCGUAAAAUGAAAAGUGUUGUAAUUCUUACCUGCUGAAUGAGAACGUUGGGUCCAAUGACCUGCUUUGAACACAUGCGUUAAUUUCUUGAAUCAUAUAUGUAAUAUGAGAGUACAAAUAAAUACUAAUCAGAAGGUUCUCUGCACUAUUUCAUUUGUGUCAAUCAAUCUGUCGUUACGUGCCAUUUUUAAAGUCUGUUGAAAAUAAAGCAUAUUUUGCUUUUUUGUCAAAUUAUUUUUGGAGCAAUGUACAUGCUUUGAAAUUGUGAUGGAAUAAAUCAUUCCAAUUU
This is a messenger RNA of Oncorhynchus masou masou (cherry salmon), 3767 nucleotides long. Its product is annotated as guanine nucleotide-binding protein G(q) subunit alpha-like. The record is from RefSeq and is a predicted model, not a curated record. Bases 1185 to 2261 code for a protein of 358 amino acids. Gene Ontology annotation, cellular component: heterotrimeric G-protein complex. Gene Ontology annotation, biological process: phospholipase C-activating dopamine receptor signaling pathway; adenylate cyclase-modulating G protein-coupled receptor signaling pathway; action potential. Gene Ontology annotation, molecular function: GTPase activity; guanyl nucleotide binding; G-protein beta/gamma-subunit complex binding. NCBI's taxonomy places the organism in Eukaryota, Metazoa, Chordata, Actinopteri, Salmoniformes, Salmonidae. The transcript has 8 exons.